UAUAAAUAAUAUUAAAUGGCAGAUAAGGGUGGAGCCAAAGGAGGAGCAGGUGCAGGAGAAGAAGGAAAAGAAGGUGAAGAUAAGGAGCCAGAGAAAGGAUGUUGCGAUAAAUAUGCGGAAUGCUUGGUAGUUACUGGAAAAGUAUGAAAUACGAAUCUAAAGUCAGGCUAUUUAUACUUGUUGUUUGGCCGUUUGUACAUGCAUUAGAGAAUGUUUAGCUUUCAUAUGGUAUCCAUGCAAAGAAAGAUGUUGCGGAUGUCUUGAUAAUUGUGAUAAACAUUACAAUUAAUGGAAAGAUGAAGGAUUUACAGAUGUAUGAAAAAUGUGCA
Messenger RNA from Paramecium sonneborni, 329 nucleotides. The record is from the annotation of a GenBank genome assembly. NCBI's taxonomy places the organism in Eukaryota, Ciliophora, Oligohymenophorea, Peniculida, Parameciidae.